Schistocerca piceifrons (Central American locust) is the source of this 737-nucleotide messenger RNA. It is a transcript of the gene stum, whose product is annotated as protein stum. The record is from RefSeq and is a predicted model, not a curated record. NCBI's taxonomy places the organism in Eukaryota, Metazoa, Arthropoda, Insecta, Orthoptera, Acrididae. The transcript is spliced from 4 exons. Gene Ontology annotation, cellular component: sensory dendrite. Gene Ontology annotation, biological process: sensory perception of mechanical stimulus; proprioception; taxis. Bases 185 to 580 code for a protein of 131 amino acids.
CUGCUGCCAGCCGGGCUCGCGCUGCCGCUGCUGCUGCUGCGCCCCCAAACAGCCGCAGCGCGGCCGCCUCGAGCACCGCAAGAGCACCUCGCAGCUCUCCAAGAAGACCAGCAGCGUCGGCGACGCCCACGAGCUGGACACGGGCCCCAAGAUCGACCCCUCGUUGGUGGAGCACACGUCACUGAUGCGCGCAGCCAUCCCCAUCCUGCCCGUGCCGCUCGCCUGGUUCUGCCUCGUCUGCAACGUCAUCAUACCUGGUCUGGGCACUAUGAGCAGCGGGCUGUUCUGCCUGUGCUUCGGCAAGCCGCGCUUCUCGGUGCGCGACGACCCGCAGGCGCGCGUCGGCGCGUGCUGCGUGGACCUGGUGAUCGCCGUGGGGCAGCUCUUCACCGUCGUCUUCUGCCUCGUCGGCUGGGGCUGGAGCAUCUGGUGGGGGCUCAUCAUGCUGCGCCUCGCACGAAAGAACCGGCGGUUAGAGGCUCAGGCGGUGCAGGAGGAGCAGGGAGCAGCGAACGUGGCGCCAGCUGCUGCGGCGGCGGCCGCUCGUCAGAACCACGACGUGGAGCGCGCUCGGCGCUAGCCACCCGAUUCUGCCCCACGUCACUUCGCAAACACCCAGACAUUAUUUUUGUACUACAGAAUUACUAUAAAAUUAGCAACACGCACAACGACAAAUUUUGUAACCACACAAAUUCAUUUGAAAAUAUGUGUACGCAAUUGCUCUAAUAAACAUUUUG